GAGGAAUGGAGGAUACUAAUUUCCUCGUCUGUGUCGAUAUGAAACGUUGUAAUCUUCAAAAUGCCGGGCUAUUGUUUAUUUAUAGGAGAUAUGUUUUAUUUAUAUAAACGAGCUGUAUUGUAAUACAAAUGUUGACGUUUAUUGCCAAAGUAAACGGCUGUCAGGCAAGGCAAAGCCGCCCGCAUGACAGUAGAGCGAUUGUCUGUCCGUUGCCCUUUUGAGCAGAUCUUUACGGUAAUGCAAUGUGAAAUCAGAUCACCGAACCGUGGUAAUGAUGGGUCAAGUUCGGCAGCGGGGCAAAUGCGGCAACUAGAAUGCCCCCUAAGAAGAAAGGAGAGUCUGCCCUUAAGCAGGAUACAGCUGGACAAGGAGUAGAGGACUCAGAACACCCUGGGUCUGACAGUGAGGCUCUGCUACAGAGAGAGUACGACAAGCUAACCGACACCUUGAACAACCUCAAGAGGAAAGUGGAAAAGUUACGGCGUGAGAAUGAGUUCCUACAGAAUGAGGCCAACCAGACUCACAUGGAGAGUCAAGAGUACAUGUCGUACAUGUCCAAGCGGACCCAGAAGCGUCAGAGUGCCAUCGUCACCCUUAGCGACCAAAACCACCAGGCGCAGGAGAACCUGAAGAGACAGAGGGAGGAGAAUCUGGACAAAUACCAGGAACAGGCCAAUGAGCUGAAGAAGGAGAUUCUGGAGAAGGAGAAUGAACUGGCGCUGUUAAAUAUUGAGAUUGCUGAGCUCCGGGAAUUUAAAAGCUUGCAGCAGCAGCAGCUGGGGCGUAUAGCAGAGCUAGAGAGGGAGGUGACCAGUAUGCACUGUCGUCACUCUGAAUCCCUGCAGGCCCUGAAGGCUGGCUUCCUCAGUGAGAAAGAGAGGUACGAAGCACAGGCCAAACAAAAAAUACAGGCCCUGGCCCUCGCUGCUAAUAGGGAGGCAUCUCGCUGCCUACUGUCCCACACUAGAGCUGUGUCCCUGGAAAACCAGCAUCUGAGGGAGGAGCUGCAGCAGCUGAUCCAGAGAGCCCACUCCCUGAGGGGACUUCAGGACCAGCUCCAGGCCCAGAGGCAGCAGCUCCUAUUGGAGAGGGAGUACGUCAGGGAGCUGAGGCGCCUCCGAGCCACCCCGGGGCCGACCCCACCAGGGUCCCACACUCGGCCACUGGGGGUGGACAGUGGGAGAGAAGACACAAGACGCCACCGCACAGCAGAUACCUGAGAGAUAAUACAUAUGGAAUCAUGUAGUAACCAAAAAAGUGUUCAAUCAAAAUAUGAGAUUCUUCAAAGUAGCCACCCUUUGCCUUGAUGACAGCUUUGCACACUCUCGGUAGUCACCUGGAA
Oncorhynchus gorbuscha (pink salmon) is the source of this 1342-nucleotide messenger RNA. RefSeq names its product coiled-coil domain containing 166 (gene ccdc166). The transcript has 10 exons. The coding region runs from base 315 to 1220 and encodes 301 amino acids. The record is from RefSeq and is a predicted model, not a curated record. Lineage: Eukaryota; Metazoa; Chordata; Actinopteri; Salmoniformes; Salmonidae.